CCAGAUCGAGUUCACCCAGUUCUACCCUCAACCCGGAUGGGUGGAGCAUGAUCCGGUGGAGAUUCUCGAGAGUGUGAAGAUCUGUAUUGCUAAGGCCGUCGACAAGGCCACCGCCGAUGGCCACAACAUAGACGGCGGCCUCAAAGCCGUGGGUCUCACCAAUCAGAGAGAGACCACCGUGGUGUGGAGCAAAUCCACCGGCCUUCCUCUCUACAAUGCCAUUGUUUGGAUGGACGCCCGUACUACUUCCAUUUGCAGGAAAUUGGAGAAGGAAUUACCUGGUGGGAGAACUCAUUUUGUUGAGACAUGUGGACUGCCUAUAAGCACCUACUUCAGUGCCAUGAAGCUGUUGUGGCUGUUGGAGAACGUGGAUGCUGUCAAGGAAUCCGUAAAGAAAGGGGAUGCCCUUUUUGGGACGGUCGACACUUGGAUAAUUUGGAAUAUGACUGGAGGAGUGGACAAAGGGCUCCACGUCACCGAUGUGUCCAAUGCAUCAAGAACCAUGUUAAUGAACCUCAAAACUCUUGAUUGGGACAAGCCAACACUUGACCUAUUGGGAAUUCCUAGUGAGAUUUUGCCCAAAAUCGUUAGCAACUCUGAAAUCAUAGGGAACAUUGCCCAGGGAUGGCCAAUCACAGAUAUCCCAAUAUCGGGUUGCCUUGGGGACCAACACGCUGCAAUGGUGGGCCAGGCUUGCCGAAGAGGUGAAGCAAAGAGCACAUACGGAACAGGUGCGUUCAUACUCCUUAACACCGGUGAGGAGGCGAUCAAGUCAAACCAUGGACUUUUAAGCACUUUGGCUUAUAAGCUGGGACCAAACGCUCCAGCAAAUUAUGCCUUGGAGGGCUCGAUUGCCAUAGCUGGAGCAGCUGUCCAGUGGCUUAGGGAUAGUCUGAAUAUAAUCAGCAGCGCUAGUGAGAUUGAGGAGUUGGCAUCAAAGGUUGAUUCGAGUGGGGGAGUUUAUUUCGUGCCGGCUUUUAAUGGGCUGUUUGCGCCAUGGUGGAGGGAUGAUGCUAGGGGAAUUUGUAUUGGGAUCACAAGGUUCACAAACAAGUCCCACAUUGCUAGAGCUGUUCUUGAGAGUAUGUGUUUUCAAGUUAGGGAUGUUUUAGAGUCAAUGCAUAAGGAUGCCGGGGAAAAGGGGGAGGUUAAGAAUGAUUUGGGGGAAUUCGUACUUAGGGUUGAUGGUGGGGCCACUGUUAACAAUCUUCUGAUGCAGAUACAGGCAGAUUUGCUAGGCAGUCCAGUGGUGAGGCCAGCGGAUAUAGAGACGACAGCCCUUGGGGCUGCGUUAGCUGCCGGAUUAGCUAUUGGAGUCUGGACAGAAAGUGAAAUAUUUUCAUCCGGCGAGAGAAAGGAAAAAUCUGCCAUUUUCCAUUCAGUGAUUGAUGAUGAACUGAGGAAGAAGAAGGUGGAUUCUUGGUGCAAAGCUGUCACUAGAAGUUUUGAUUUGGCCGAUCUAUCUUUGUAAUUAAAAGUUCUCUAUUUUUUACUCCGUAACAUUCUUAUCUAAUUUAUAUAAGUAAUAAAAUACUGCUGCUGCAUGUAUUUCCAGAAGCAAAAGAUGCCUCUUGAUCCAUAAUUUGUUGUUAUAUAUUAAUCGAGGGCCAAGGGAAAUACAUGUAGUAGCCAUUGGUUCAGAAUCUUCAAAUUUACACAUUCAAGUAUCUAAUUUCAGA
Molecule: messenger RNA, 1679 nt
Organism: Cuscuta epithymum
Lineage: Eukaryota; Viridiplantae; Streptophyta; Magnoliopsida; Solanales; Convolvulaceae
Source: the annotation of a GenBank genome assembly